UUGUGAAGUGUAAAUGCUACUUCUACUACAGAAAGUCCCUCCUUCCCACACUACUUUUCUUGCACUUCUCUCUCCAUAAAAAAUUUAUGGUUAUUUAACACCUUUCUCAGAGUGUGUCUCCUUCUGUUCCCACCGCCGCUGCCACUACUCCUCGCCGCCUUUCCUGCUUCCUGCAGAAUUUUUGGAAAAAGUAUCAUCAUACCCAUUUAAGUUUUUGUGCAUUAUCUUUUAGCGGCUACUUUUGCCAUUAUUAUUCUGUACUCACCACACAACAACACUCCCCUGUCUCUAUAUACAUACAUACAUAUACAUACACACAACAUCUUUUGAGAUCUUGGUAUUUUGAAUAUAAAAUAUAUAUACAAAAAAUGUCGGGUGAGAAACAAGUAGAGGAAUCAAUAGUGUCAUCAAAUUUGCAUGAAAAUGGAGAAAAUGGAGGAGAAGAAAAAGAAGAUCAUUCUUUCAGUAUGGCAAAUUUGUUGUGGCAUGGAGGCUCUGCUUGGGAUGCUUGGUUUAGUUGUUCUUCAAAUCAAGUGGCACAAGUGUUGUUAACACUUCCAUAUUCUUUCUCUCAAUUGGGAAUGGCAUCAGGGAUUGUAUUUCAGAUCUUCUAUGGGUUUCUUGGCAGCUGGACUGCUUAUCUUAUAAGUGUACUUUAUAUUGAGUAUAGAAGUAGAAAAGAAAAGGAAAAUGUAAAUUUCAAAAACCAUGUCAUACAGUGGUUUGAAGUUCUUGAUGGAUUAUUGGGUCCAUAUUGGAAAGCAAUAGGACUGGCUUUCAAUUGCACUUUUCUUCUCUUUGGCUCUGUUAUACAACUUAUAGCUUGCGCAAGUAACAUUUACUAUAUAAAUGACAAUUUGGACAAGAGGACAUGGACAUACAUAUUUGGAGCAUGUUGUGCAACAACUGUCUUCAUCCCUUCAUUCCAUAACUAUAGAAUUUGGUCAUUUCUUGGUCUUUUUAUGACUACUUACACUGCUUGGUACAUGGCUAUUGCUGCUUUAACUCAUGGCCAGGUUGAUGGGGUAGUACAUUCUGGUCCAACGAAGUUGGUGUUGUAUUUUACCGGAGCUACCAACAUCUUGUACACUUUCGGUGGACAUGCCGUCACUGUAGAAAUUAUGCACGCUAUGUGGAAACCCCGAAAGUUCAAGUAUAUUUACCUUCUUGCCACACUCUAUGUUUUCACAUUGACUCUCCCGUCGUCUGCUGCCGUUUACUGGGCUUUUGGCGAUGAGUUGCUCAAUCACUCCAACGCCUUCUCCCUCCUCCCAAAGACCCGAUGGCGUGAUGCAGCUGUUAUUCUCAUGCUGAUUCAUCAGUUCAUUACAUUUGGAUUUGCUUGCACGCCAUUGUACUUUGUUUGGGAGAAGGUGAUAGGGAUGCACGACACAAAGAGCAUGUGCUUACGUGCACUCGUAAGGCUGCCGGUGGUCAUACCCAUAUGGUUCUUGGCUAUAAUCUUCCCUUUCUUUGGACCAAUCAAUUCUGCAGUUGGGGCACUCUUGGUUAGCUUCACAGUGUACAUUAUCCCUGCUCUUGCCCAUAUGCUUACCUACAGAACAGCUUCUGCUCGCAAGAAUGCUGCCGAGAAGCCUCCUCGUUUUCUUUCAAGUUGGACAGUAAUGUAUGUGAUCAAUGCGUUCGUCGUCAUAUGGGUUCUAGUGGUUGGAUUUGGAUUUGGUGGAUGGGCUAGCAUGACCAACUUUAUACGUCAAGUUGAUACUUUCGGUCUCUUUGCAAAGUGCUACCAAUGCAAACCGGCAGUACCACCCCCCCCAAAGCAUUGAGAUGACUCCACUCAAAACCAUCGGGUCGAUUCACACUCUCUCCCACUCUGUAUCUCUCUCGAUCUCUCUCUAUAUUUUUGUAUUAUAGAUGGGGAGCCUAAAUUAUUUUUCCCCUGCAUUUGAUGUGUCUUCUAUAUGUUUUCUUAUUAUCAUAUAUCUAAAAUGUAGAUUACAAUUAGUGUGAAGAAUUGUGAUGAUUGAGCAUUCAAAAUAUUGGCUAAUUAAAUACAUGUUGCUUAGUUUUCUUA
Erigeron canadensis is the source of this 2038-nucleotide messenger RNA. Its product is annotated as auxin transporter-like protein 2. The transcript is spliced from 9 exons. Lineage: Eukaryota; Viridiplantae; Streptophyta; Magnoliopsida; Asterales; Asteraceae. Gene Ontology annotation, cellular component: plasma membrane. The record is from RefSeq and is a predicted model, not a curated record. Bases 369 to 1790 code for a protein of 473 amino acids.